AUGUUGACAGUCUAUAUUUUUCAACUACAGGGUUUAACACUGCUAAACUUGCCAGUACGAAAUAAAUUUGACUAUUACAUAUGUACACAAGUGAUGGAUGAAGAACAAUUUCUUACCGAAUGGCUUGAUUAUAAUAUGAAUCUUUUAGGCUUUAAAAACAUUUGUAUCGUUAAUGUUGGUAAACCCAUUUCAGUCAAUAUCACGUUAAAAUAUGAUUUAGCGUAUAAAAAUCAUCUUAACCAUGAUAAUAGUACAAAACAAAAUUUUAAUUUAUGUAAGAAGUGUUUUACGAGUAUUCAGAGUCAAGAUUUGUUAUUAGUUCAAGACAUAGAUCAAUUUUUAAAUAUUCGAAAUUCGAAGUAUCUCGAGGAGAAUUAUGAUCGAUAUGAUAGUUUCUAUUUCGCUGAUGUAAGAUUUGGUUAUGUUAAAGAUAAGACAAAUGAAAUAUUUAACAAAGAGUCAAAAGAGAGAUUUCCUAUGUUGGCCACAAACACUUAUCGAGGUCUAACUAAAAACUUAGAUAAUUAUAACAGUGAUGAAUUACGUCAGUUGUUUAAUUGUUCACCACGAGGGGGCUGGAAUCCAUGUGAUACUGGUAACGGAAAAACAAUGAUUAAAUAUGGACUUAUUUCUCGUUUAGAACCUCAUUUUCAUGAGACAACGAAAAAGAAUAGUAAAAUAUUAGAUGUUGAUAUGCAACAAAUGAGACUGAAUCACUACUACGUGAGAUCAAGAGAAGAUGGAAUAUUUAAAGGAAAGAAGUGGGAAAAACUUGAGUCAAUGUUGGGUAUAAUAGAAAAUAACGACUUUUUCAAAAUGGUCUAUGAUGAUUCGAUACGCACAUCGAAACAGUUAAGAUGA
This is a messenger RNA of Didymodactylos carnosus, 861 nucleotides long. Lineage: Eukaryota; Metazoa; Rotifera; Eurotatoria; Philodinida; Philodinidae. The record is from the annotation of a GenBank genome assembly.